AUGGCGGCGCUGCCAAAGCGGAUCAUCAAAGAGACUGAGCGUCUCAUGGCAGAGCCAGUACCGGGCAUCAAUGCGGUUCCCCAUGAAGAAAACCUGCGGUAUUUUGACGUAACAAUCCACGGUCCGGCCCAGUCUCCUUAUGAGGGGGGCAUUUUUCGAGCUGAGCUUUUUCUUCCCGAUGACUAUCCGAUGACGCCUCCCAAAGUUCGAUUUUUGACGAAGAUAUAUCACCCGAAUAUUGACCGAUUGGGGCGUAUUUGCUUGGAUGUUUUGAAAAACAACUGGUCCCCUGCUUUGCAAAUCCGCACGAUCCUUCUUUCAAUCCAAGCCUUGCUGGGUGCUCCAAACCCGGACGAUCCGCUUGCUAAUGACGUAGCGAAGCGGUGGAAGGAGGAUGAGCAAGCAGCAAUUCAGACCGCCAAGGAAUGGACAAGAACGCAUGCGAUGGCCUAA
Molecule: messenger RNA, 453 nt
Organism: Talaromyces rugulosus
Lineage: Eukaryota; Fungi; Ascomycota; Eurotiomycetes; Eurotiales; Trichocomaceae
Exons: 4
Coding region: 1-453 (150 amino acids)
Biological process (GO): protein K63-linked ubiquitination; DNA damage tolerance
Cellular component (GO): nucleus
Molecular function (GO): ubiquitin conjugating enzyme activity
Source: RefSeq, a predicted model, not a curated record